CUCCAGGGUCCACACGUGUGAUUCUCAAUGGAGAUUAAAAACACAGAUUGAAUCUGUGAUAAUGAAAACCAGCCCCCGUCGGCCACUGAUUCUUAAAAGACGGAAGCUGCCCCUUCCUGUUCAGAAUGCCCCAGGGGAAACCUCAGAGGAGGAACCCAAGGAACCCCCUGCCCACCAGGAGCCUCGCCAAGCACAGGCCCCCCAGGAGAUGGCAGAGUCAAGCUCUUGCAAGUUUCCGGCCGGGAUCAAGAUUAUCAACCACCCUACCAUGCCCAACACCCAAGUGGUGGCCAUCCCCAACAAUGCCAACAUCCAGAGCAUUAUCACAGCACUGACCGCCAAGGGCAAAGAGAGUGGCAGCAGUGGGCCCAACAAGUUCAUUCUCAUCAGCUGUGGGGGAGCGCCCACUCACCCUCCACGACUCCAGCCUCAAGCCCAGACCAGCCAUGGUGCCAAGAGGACAGAAGUGAUCCCUGAGACGCUGGGACCAAAACCUAUGGCUAGGGAUGCGAGUCUUCCUAGACCACCCGGAGCCCUUUGCGGGCAGAAGCGGCAGAGCUGUGCAGGCGGCGAGGCAGCAGGCUGCACUCUUGACAACAGCCUGACCAACAUCCAGUGGCUGGGCAAGAUGACUUCCGAUGGGCUGGGCUCUUGCCACGUCAAGCAAGAGACAGAGGAAAAGGAGAACUGUCACCUGGAGCAGAGACAGGUUAAGGUUGAGGAGCCUUCAGGACCAUCUACGUCCUGGCAAAACUCUGUGUCCGAGAGGCCACCCUACUCGUACAUGGCCAUGAUACAAUUUGCCAUCAACAGCACCGAGAGGAAGCGCAUGACCUUGAAAGACAUCUAUACUUGGAUCGAGGACCACUUCCCCUAUUUUAAGCACAUUGCCAAGCCAGGCUGGAAGAACUCUAUCCGCCACAACCUUUCCCUGCACGACAUGUUUGUCCGGGAGACAUCUGCCAAUGGCAAGGUCUCCUUCUGGACCAUUCAUCCCAGCGCUAACCGCUACUUGACGCUGGACCAGGUGUUCAAGCCACUGGACCCGGGGUCUCCACAAUCGCCCGAGCACUUGGAAUCACAGCAGAAACGGCCCAACCCUGAGCUCCGCCGGAAUGUGACCAUCAAGGCUGAACUCCCACUGGGCGCACGGCGGAAGAUGAAGCCUCUGCUCCCUCGGGUCAGCUCGUACCUGGUGCCCAUCCAGUUCCCGGUGAACCAACCCCUGGUGUUGCAGCCCUCAGUGAAGGUGCCACUGCCCCUGGCGGCUUCCCUCAUGAGCUCGGAGCUCGCCCGCCACAGCAAGCGAGUCCGCAUCGCCCCCAAGGUACUGCUCGCCGAUGAGGGGGUAGCCCCUCUCCCCACUGCAGAACCAGCGAAAGAGGAGAAACUCCUGCUUGGAGAAGGGCUGUCUCCUCUGCUUCCAGUCCAGUCCAUCAAGGAGGAGGAAAUCCAGGCUGGGGAGGCAGUGCCGCUCCUGGCAAGACCCAUCAAAGUGGAGAGCCCGCCCCUGGCAGAGUGGCCCUCCCCGGCCCCGUCUCUCAAGGAGGAGUCGCCUCACUCCUGGGAGGACUCGUCCCAGUCCCCCACCCCCAGGCCCAAGAAGCCCCACGGCGGGCUCAAGUCCCCAGCCCGGCGUGUCUCAGAAAUGCUUGUGAUCCAACGCAGGGAGAGGAGGGAGAAGAGCCGGUCUCGAAGGAAGCAGCACCUCCUGCCUCCCUGCCUGGACGAGCCAGAGCUGCUCUUCUCAGAGGGUCCCGGCCCGUCCCGACGGGCCGCUGCGCCCCCUCUCCCGGCCGGCCCUUCCGAGUCUGCCUCCCAGCUCGGCUACUCCCAGGAGGAGGGGGGGCCUUUCAAGACGCCCGUUAAGGAGAUGCCGCCCAUCUCCUCCACCCCGAGCAAGUCUGUCCUCCCCAGAACCCCUGAGUCCUGGAGGCUCACGCCCCCGGCCAAAGUGGGGGGGCUGGACUUCAGCCCAGUACGAACCCCCCAGGGAGCCUUCGGCCCCCUGCCCGACUCCCUGGGGCUUGGCGACCUCAGCACCACCCCGCUGAAAAGCGUUCCCCUCUUUGACUCGCCUCGAGAGCUCCUCAAUGCAGAGCCCUUCGACCUCACCUCUGACCCCUUUGGCGGCUCCCCGCCCUCGGACGUGGAAGUCCCCAAGCCGGGCUCCCCGGAGCCCCAGGGGCCUGGCCUUUCCGCCAACCGCUCCCUGACAGAAGGCCUGGUGCUGGACACCAUGAACGACAGCCUCAGCAAGAUCCUGCUGGACAUUAGCUUCCCAGGCCUGGAGGAGGACCUGCUGGGUCCCGACGGUGUCAGCUGGUCCCAGUUCAUUCCUGAACUGCGGUAGGCCCAGGCCUGUGCCCC
This is a messenger RNA of Carlito syrichta (Philippine tarsier), 2370 nucleotides long. RefSeq names its product forkhead box M1 (gene FOXM1). The transcript has 8 exons. Lineage: Eukaryota; Metazoa; Chordata; Mammalia; Primates; Tarsiidae. Gene Ontology annotation, biological process: regulation of DNA-templated transcription; G2/M transition of mitotic cell cycle. The coding region runs from base 62 to 2353 and encodes 763 amino acids. Gene Ontology annotation, molecular function: sequence-specific DNA binding; DNA-binding transcription factor activity. The record is from RefSeq and is a predicted model, not a curated record.